AUGGUCCGCAUCAAACACCGCUACCUCCUCCUCGACAUCCUCUACCCGGACCCGACGACCUGGCCCCGCCCCAAGCCCGCCUCUGCAUCGUCCUCAUCGACCCCGCAACUCCAAAUCCACGCGCCCACCUCCGACGCCCUGACGCCGAGCCUGCUGGCCAAACUGGUCCGCGAACAGGUCGCCGAGUUAUUCGGCGAUUGGGGCGUCGGCCGGCUGGGCGGAGCGGGUGCCGGUGGUGUUAGUGUCAAAUACCUUUCCCCGGCUACAUCGACGGCGAUUAUCCGAUGUCCUCGCGCGUCGUUCCGGUUGGUGUGGAUGGCGUUGACGUGUUUGGAGGCGGUGCCGGAGAUUGAUAAAGCUGGAGGAGGACGGAAUUUGACGAGACGGUGUGUUGUGCGCGUUGUGCGGGUGUCUGGGACGAUGCGGAAGGCCGAGGAGGAGGCGAUUCGGCGGGCGAGGAGGGAGAUUUUGAAGGUGCGUGGGGGUGCUGCUGCUGAUGAUGAUGGUAUUUUGGAGGGGUUGGUGGGCGGGUUUGCGGAGGGGGUUUCGGGGGGCAACGGUGUUGGUGUUGAGGUGGAUGAUGUUAUGGAUGAGGAUUUGAGUGAUGAUGGGAUGUGAGGGUGUGCUUUUGGGAAUGGUGGGCUGUACUGGACUUUGGCUUGCGGUUUUGAUAUAUUAGAG
Messenger RNA from Aspergillus aculeatus ATCC 16872, 681 nucleotides. Its product is annotated as Rpp14/Pop5 family protein. The coding region runs from base 1 to 618 and encodes 205 amino acids. Gene Ontology annotation, biological process: tRNA 5'-leader removal. The record is from RefSeq and is a predicted model, not a curated record. The transcript has 2 exons. Lineage: Eukaryota; Fungi; Ascomycota; Eurotiomycetes; Eurotiales; Aspergillaceae. Gene Ontology annotation, cellular component: ribonuclease P complex.